AUGGGUAGCCCAGGCGGGAAAAUGUCGGCAUCACGCGGCAGCCCUUCCCCUCCAGGUCGUGCUGGUCGCCAAUCGACCGACUCCGCCGCAUCUCCCGUUCCUAGCUCGCCAACUCGAAGACCUCUGCCGAGCCCCGAUCUGUCAAGGGGAGGAUCUCCGACACCAAAGCGAUAUAAGCGUGGAAUGGCCAGUCCAAUUCGUGACCGUGCAUUGUCCAGACAGCCGACGCCCAGAGAAUCCCGCGUUGAGCGCGUUCUCUCGAGUUCUGAUUGCCCUUCGAUCGUGCUGAAGCCAUCCAGCUCACCCAAGCGGACCUCAUACCAUCGCGACUUCGCGGUAAUGGGGCUUCAGUCAACCGUGGCUCAGCUUCGGCGUAUGAAUAGCCAAAUGAGUACCUUCAGCGCCGGUUCAUCUAUUUCGGAUCCGGACAGUCCGACACUACCAAACUUGAGAGGAGGCGGGUUCAGCCCCGACAGGAGCAACAGCCGCGUAAGCAAAAUGGGUCGACAAAACUACUUGUCUUUAGGCACGAGUCCAGGCUCAGCGAAGCGGACCAAGUCCAUCAAAUCGGCUAGAAAUUCAAUCGCCGUACUCAAGAGCCGACCAGGUGGGAACAAGCAUCUUGAUUCGCUACGCGCUGCAGUUGAAGAGAAGGAAAAUGAGAGAAGAAACGGUUCUCUGAUUCGAGGACCCCGGCCGCUCAACCCGACACCUAGGAGCGCCGGACGAGGGUUGGCUAGAGACAGCGUGGUGACUGUGGAGAGUCCCACGAGGAGGAGAAUUUCCAACGUCGAUACUGAAGACCAGAAGCGUCUGGAACGGCCGAUCAAGCAUCAAGAUAGCGGUACCAGCUUGGGUGCAUACGGGAAAGAGGACUGCCUGUUAAGCUCCCCAGACAGCCUCACUGAGGGGGCCGAGAGACGGAGCCCAAACAUGAGGGUUUGA
Colletotrichum scovillei is the source of this 945-nucleotide messenger RNA. RefSeq lists its product as uncharacterized. The record is from RefSeq and is a predicted model, not a curated record. Bases 1 to 945 code for a protein of 314 amino acids. Lineage: Eukaryota; Fungi; Ascomycota; Sordariomycetes; Glomerellales; Glomerellaceae. The transcript has a single exon.